Molecule: messenger RNA, 1944 nt
Organism: Hippocampus zosterae (dwarf seahorse)
Lineage: Eukaryota; Metazoa; Chordata; Actinopteri; Syngnathiformes; Syngnathidae
Gene: dclre1c
Product: DNA cross-link repair 1C, PSO2 homolog (S. cerevisiae)
Exons: 13
Coding region: 44-1822 (592 amino acids)
Biological process (GO): protection from non-homologous end joining at telomere; interstrand cross-link repair; double-strand break repair via nonhomologous end joining
Molecular function (GO): 5'-3' DNA exonuclease activity; damaged DNA binding
Source: RefSeq, a predicted model, not a curated record
UCGACACCGGCUUGAUUCUUGUCAUUCCGCGUCACGGACAAACAUGAGCUCGUUUCCGGGUCGAAUGAAGGAAUAUCCAUACAUUUCUCUGGAUCGCUUCGACCACGAGAACUUGCACGCGCGCGCCUACUUCCUGUCGCACUGUCACAAGGAUCACAUGAGGGGGAUAAAAGCACCCAAGCUGAAGAGAAGACUGCGCUCCAGCCGUCGAGUCAAACUGUACUGCUCACCGGUGACCAAAGAGCUCCUCCUGAGCAGCCGCAAACACCUCUUCUGGGAGGAAUUCAUUGUUCCCUUGGAGCUGGAGAGUCCGACUCAGAUUUCGCUGGUGGACGAGGCGUCGGGAGAGAGCGAGGAGGUGGUGGUGACGCUGCUCCCCGCCGGACACUGUCCCGGCUCCGUCAUGUUCCUGUUUGAAGGUCGCCACGGCAACGUGUUGUACACGGGAGACUUCAGGCUGGCCCUGGGGGACGCCGCCAGGAUGGAGCACCUGCACUCGGGCAGCCGGGUGAAGGACAUCCGCAGCGUCUACGUGGACUCCACCUUCUUCGACCCGCGCUUCUACCAGAUUCCUUCCCGGGAGGCGUGCGUGAGCGCCAUCUUGCGUCUGGCCGGCGACUGGAUGGCCCGCGGCGCCCUCCACGUGCUUUGGCUCAACUGCAAGGCGGCCUACGGCUACGAGUACUUGUUCGCCCGCUUGGGCCGGGAGUUCAACACGCGGGUGCACGUCAACAACCUGCAGAUGUUCCGGAGGAUGCCGGAGAUCCUGAGCUACGUGACCACCGAGCGUCAGACGCAGAUCCACGCCUGCCGACACCCGAAGGGCGAGAAGUAUCUCCGCGGCAACCGGCUGCCGUGCGGCUGCCGGUCCCGCGACGGCGCCGACCUGCGCGUGCUCAGCGUCAAGCCCACCACCAUGUGGUUUGGCGAGAGGAUGCGCAAGACCGACGUGCUCAUCAAGUCAAAGACUUCCUGUCCUAUCUGCGACCCGCGCGGGUUUUCGCCAACGUGGUCCCGAUGGGGUGCACGCUCGCCGAAGUCACGCGCAUGUGAGUGGCCCGGCCCGGCCCGACAAACGUUGGGACGGCGCAAAAGUCAGCGCUGCGCCCGUGUUCCGGCAGGCUGCAGACGACGUGCAGGAAGCGGCCGCGGGACGACCCGGCUUACAAACCGCUGGGCUUGCUCAAAGGCCGGCGCGCCGCACCGACGCCCCCCCGCGAUGGGCAGAGCGACGACGACGACGACGGCCUCUUUGACGGCAGUCCGCCCAAGAAAAAGCCGCCGCAGCGUCGGCGCCUCCCCGACGAGCGCGGAGGGCGGACGCCGCCGCCCCCCGCCCCCGAGGAAGACUCGCCGCCGCAGCCCGUCGCGGGCGACGCCGACCGCGAGGAGCGCACCGCUAACUUCCUGGACUGCACCGAGUCCAACGACGACAGCGAGGAGGACGGCCGGAGCGAGGAAGACGAGCAAAGCGAGGGAGACGAGAGCGGGACAAAAUGGCGCCGCCGGACGGGAAGCGAGCCGCCCAAAUGGGAGGACUUCUUCGCCGCCGAGCCGCUCCCCGACAGCCAGAAGAGCCUCGACGGCCAAUCGCCCCCCGGCCGGCGCGCGCCCGAAGCGUCCGGCGAGCGGGAAGACGACGUCGACGACAUCGAUGACGUCGACGUCGACGACGACUUUUCCCUUUCGCUGUCCGCCUCGGCGUCCAAUCAUUCGUCGCAGAAUCGCGAGGCGGCGGAAGCGGACGAGCCGACGCCCCCCCGCUUGGACUUUGACAUUCCCUGCACGCCGGACUCCAAAAGGCCCUCACCCGAGCAGCUGACGGCCCUCUACAGGAAAUUGGCCCGCGGAGACGACCUUUCCUCUGCUGACUGAAGCCCACAAAGACGAAGACUCAACGACUGCGCCAUCAAUCCCAAAACAACACAAAUAAAAGAGUUUUUC